AUGUCCUCCCUGGCGAUACCGGGGCACUGGGCCCGGGCCAGCGUCUUCCUGGCGGAGCUGCAGAGAGCGCAGCUGAGACCAACGGCGCCUUUGGUCACCGCGGUCCUGGCCUCCUUCCACUCGGCCUGGCCAAGAGGUCUUCGCCUUUUCUUGCAGCUGCGGGAAGUGACGCUAAGGCCCGAUGCCCCCUUGAUGAAUGCUGCAAUCGGCCUCUGCGCUGCUGGCCAGGCCUGGCAGUCGGCUUUGGGCUUCCUUCGUGGAAUGCUUGGUGCUGGGCCCAGGCCUACGGUGGAGUCCUUCAAUGCAGUGGCCAGUGCAUGUGCAGCCGCCUCCCACUGGAAG
Messenger RNA from Symbiodinium sp. CCMP2456, 342 nucleotides. The record is from the annotation of a GenBank genome assembly. NCBI's taxonomy places the organism in Eukaryota, Dinophyceae, Suessiales, Symbiodiniaceae.